AUGACUCUUGAUUCUGGUGCUGAACCUUCUAUUAUAACAGAAAAUAUCAUUAAACAUGUUGGAGUUAAAAUUAAUAAAUCUGAAACACAUGUUCUUAGUGAUAUUGCUACUAUUUCAGUUGAAUCUAUUGGGGUCAUCUAUAAUUUGCUCAUUACUUUAGCUCCAAGUUGUAUUAUUUAUAAAGAUUUUAUUGUUAGUAAGAAGUCUACACCUUCAGAAUAUAUUUUACAUGACUUGCAGAACUUAAAUAUGAAUGAUGUAUUUAAAAAAAACAUAUAG
Molecule: messenger RNA, 279 nt
Organism: Cetraspora pellucida
Lineage: Eukaryota; Fungi; Glomeromycota; Glomeromycetes; Diversisporales; Gigasporaceae
Source: the annotation of a GenBank genome assembly